CUCCGCCUGCGCCUACGUCAUCAGCGCGCGCCGAAUUCAACAUGGCGAGUGUUGUUUAGUUGUUAUUGAUCUGCGGUUCCGAAUAAACCCACAAUCAUUGAAUCCGGCAGCCUUCUCUCAUCUUUGUCCACCAUGAGCGAUGAGAAGCAAACAGAGGGUCGUAAUUUCUUCAUGGGUUAUGAUGAUCUGAGCGACAGCAGCAGUGACUCGGACAGCCGUGAGUCCGGUGUGAAGAGCCGAAGCGAACCGGAGCCCUCCGGAUCUUCUGAAGCACAGAGCCGCAAACGAGCCGCCGCCGAGCCGCUGCCCAAACCCGACGAUCUGUUCCGAUCCGUCAGCAAACCCACGUUCCUCUACAACCCGCUGAAUAAAGUCAUCGACUGGGACAGAAGAGCCGUCAAAGCGCCAGAAGAGCCUCCGAAAGAGUUUAAGGUGUGGAAGAACAACGCCGUUCCUCCCCCACAGACGUAUGUGACGGAGGAGAAGAAGAAAGGAGCUCCUGAUGGGAUGGACAUGGCCAUCAAAUGGUCCAAUGUAUACGAGGACAACGGAGAUGACGCCCCUAAAGCCCACAGUGGCCCCGCCCACUUCCUGCCAGAGGAGGAGGAGCAACAGCGGCCGGACUCCGAUGACGAUGAUUUGGAGAAGCAGCAGAGGUCCGGUAAGAAGCGUCGCGUGGAAACGUUCCAGCAGAAGGAAAAGAGAAAGCGGGACAUCGGACAGGCCACGUCAGAUAAGAGCUUUGUGGAAGAGGAGAAGCGAAUCCUGCGUCAGUGUAUCGAGUGACGCAUCCAUUAAAAUUUAACCCGCUCCGUUUGUUUUAAUCCCUCAAUCUUUAGUCUGGGACAUUUUAAAUUAUUAUUCCAGCAUCACGUCCGUGUAAAGAGGGUUUGUUUAAGACAUUUCCCUGCAGGUUGCUUUAAUGAUGUGUUUGUGUUUUGGACGUCAUUGUAAGUAUAAUUUCAACUGUAAAUUUGUAGCUUGUAAGGAACAUUUUCCACUGGUUAUUUGGUUUCCUGUAUAUUUCCGAUAAUUUGUAGCUUCUUAAAUGGAUAAAGUCCUUCUCUCUGAGUCUCUGUGUUUGUAUCUCUGAUAUGUGUAAGUGUGUGUUUGUACUGAUGUUUUACUGUCACUAGGUGGCGACACUGAAUAAGAUUUGAUCCAAAGUGGCUUCGAAAGCUCAUUGAAAACCUAGAAUUAAAACUGCAUUUAGAAUGGAAUUUAAUGCUAUUAGGUUAUGCUCUCAAAUAUUUACUUUCCCAAAACUAUAUACCUGGUAAAAGUGUUUGUUUUUGUUUUUGUUUUGUUUUAUUUUUUUUAAGUGAUAUGUGACCCUGGAGCACAAAAGCAGUCAUAAGCAGCACAGCUAUAUUUGUAGCAACAGCCAACAAUACAUUGUACGGGUCAAAUUGAUAGAUUUUUCUUUUAUGCCAAAAAUCAUUAGGAUAUUAAGUAAACAUCAUGUUCCAUGAAGAUAUUUUGUAAGUUUCCUACCGUAAAUAUAUCAAUACUUAAUUGUUUUGAUUAUUAAUAUGCAUUGCUAAGAACUUCAUUUGGACAACUUUAAAGGAGAUUUUCUCAAUAUUUUGAUUUUUUUGCACCCUCAGAUUCCAGAUUUUCAAAUAGUUGUAUCUCAACCAAAUAUUGUCUGAUCCUAACAAACCAUACAUCAAUAGAAAGCUUAUUUAUUAUGUAUAAUGCAUAAUUAUGUACUAUUUAUUAUGUAUAAAUCUCAAUGUCACAAAAUUGACCCUUAUGUCUGGUUUUGUGGUCCAGGGUCACAUAUACCAUAGGAAUAUGAUGGUAAAUCUGUGGUAUUUUUUGAUAAAUAUAAUGGUGUAUGAUCAUUUAGAACAUGCAUUACCAUAGUAAAUAAAGCCAUAGUACUAUUUAA
Molecule: messenger RNA, 1894 nt
Organism: Onychostoma macrolepis
Lineage: Eukaryota; Metazoa; Chordata; Actinopteri; Cypriniformes; Cyprinidae
Gene: c23h1orf52
Product: chromosome 23 C1orf52 homolog
Exons: 3
Coding region: 133-786 (217 amino acids)
Source: RefSeq, a predicted model, not a curated record